AUCAGGGCCCCGUUUCAUCAACGAUCGCAUCGCAACUUUAAUGCCAAAAUAUCGCACAUUUCUUAUCGCAUCGCAAUUUGCGUUUCAUCAAAUAUCGCAUCGCCGAUUUGAGUUGCGAUAUUCGCACAUCGCCAAUAAUGAGGCUAUUUUGCGUUUCAUCAAAAAUCGCACAUCGCAAGAGCACCUGUUUUUUGCGAUAUUUUGCUUAAAACAUGCGAUCACACAAACCCAGUCGCAGACGGUAAAAAAAAAUUCAAUAUGGCCGACGUGUUGUUUUUUUUUAUGGAAAAUAACGCGAGAAGGACAGAGCGGGAGUUCCGGCCCCGUCUGGAGAUAGGCGGGGUUCGCGAUAUCGACUUUGUGAAUCGGUAUCGGGUAAACAGAACCACCGCACAGGAGCUAGUGGAGCUUCUGGGGCAGGAUCUUGCCAGAUCCGAACGUGGCGGAAAAACAAUUUCGCCAGAGACCAAGAUCCUCGUCAGCCUAAGAUUUCUUGCGAAAGGGGCAUUCUAUUCGGAACUAGCCGACACCCAUGGCAUCAGUCGCUCGAGCGUGUCCAGAACUGUGCAUAACUUUGUUGAGUCUGUCAACAACAACCUGGACAAUAUUAGGUUUCCAAUCGACAGAGAAGAUGUUGUAAAAGAGAAGAGGGCAUUUUACAACAAAUGUAGACUUCCGAAUCUUGUUGGAGCAGUGGAUGGGACCUUAAUCCCAAUCACUACUCCAACUGUAGAUGAGGAAGUCUACGUUUGUCGAAAAGGUUACCACGCCAUCAACUGCCAGGCGAUUGUAAACACAAGCUUGAAGUUCAUUAGUGUUGUGGCGAAAUGGCCGGGCUCUACCCAUGAUGGAGCGGUAUUUGAAAAUUCAAGAAUUAAGGUAAAAUAAAUAAUUCUUCAUGUAUCAAAUUUUAGUUACCAUAAUUAAAAGUGUUGUUAAUAAUUUAAAAGGAUGAAAAUACCAAAACUUGUAAGAAAGUUGUGACCUAUGAUACUCUCACUCAUGUCUGAGUAUCAAUGGCUCACCAUUGCUAAAGGUGUGCAAGCAGUCAAAUGCUUACAGAGGAAAACUGCCCAAUGGAUCUGACCGCAGUGAUAGGACAUUGUUGUUAAAAAUGAAGUAAAAUCCAACCAACAGAACCAAAAAUACAUAAAUACUACAACU
Dreissena polymorpha is the source of this 1164-nucleotide messenger RNA. Its product is annotated as putative nuclease HARBI1. NCBI's taxonomy places the organism in Eukaryota, Metazoa, Mollusca, Bivalvia, Myida, Dreissenidae. The record is from RefSeq and is a predicted model, not a curated record. Bases 259 to 888 code for a protein of 209 amino acids. The transcript has 4 exons.